ACGCUUUUAGGGUUCUUGGCGAUAAAUUAGGGAUUUGGAAUAUUCUCUAGGAAAUAUGCUUUGAGAGGAGGAGCCACAGGGAGGGCGGGGCGAUGAGAUCGGCGGCGAGGAGGAUCGCGGCAUUCGUGGAGCGCAGCAACAGCGCUGGAUCGCAGCGCCGGGGUUUCGGGAGCUCGGCGUCCACGCCCGCCGUGUUCGUGGACAAGAACACGCGCGUCCUCUGCCAGGGCAUCACGGGCAAGAAUGGGACCUUCCACACCGAGCAGGCGAUCGAGUACGGCACCAAAAUGGUCGGGGGCGUCACUCCCAAAAAGGGAGGCACAGAGCACCUAGGGCUCCCGGUGUUUAACUCGGUGCACGAGGCCAAGGCCGAGACCAAGGCCAAUGCGACCGUCAUCUACGUUCCGCCCAAGUUCGCAGCUGCCGCGAUCAUGGAGGCCGUGGAAGCCGAGCUCGAUCUGGUGGUUUGCAUCACGGAAGGCAUCCCACAGCACGACAUGGUUAAGGUGAAGUCUGCCAUGAAAUCCCAGAGCAAGACGCGCUUGAUCGGACCAAACUGCCCUGGGAUCAUCAAGCCUGGAGAGUGUAAGAUCGGAAUCAUGCCGGGAUACAUCCACAAGCCGGGUCGCAUUGGCAUUGUUUCUCGGUCCGGUACACUGACUUACGAAGCGGUUUUUCAAACGACUGCUGUUGGUCUGGGCCAGUCGACCUGCGUUGGGAUCGGAGGCGAUCCAUUCAACGGAACGAAUUUCGUGGACUGUUUGGAGCGUUUUGUCCAGGACUCACAAACGGAAGGCAUUAUUUUGAUUGGAGAGAUCGGUGGAACCGCGGAAGAGGAUGCUGCGCAAUUUAUCAAGGAGAGUGGGACGGAAAAGCCUGUAGUGUCCUUCAUUGCAGGAUUGACAGCCCCGCCUGGGCGUCGAAUGGGUCACGCUGGAGCUAUAAUCUCGGGAGGCAAAGGCACGGCCCAGGACAAAAUCAAAACACUGAAAGCUGCGGGAGUCACGGUUGUAGAAUCACCAGCCAAGAUUGGUGAAGCGAUGCACCAGGAAUUUAAGAAGCGAAACAUGCUUUGACAAUGUCGAUCGAUCGAGAGAGAGAGAGACGAGAAAUAACACACUAUUUUUUGUUCUCCAUUUUGAUAGAGUCAUUAAAUACACUGUUUUAGAUCAA
Selaginella moellendorffii is the source of this 1173-nucleotide messenger RNA. RefSeq names its product succinate--CoA ligase [ADP-forming] subunit alpha, mitochondrial. Gene Ontology annotation, biological process: tricarboxylic acid cycle. Gene Ontology annotation, cellular component: mitochondrion; succinate-CoA ligase complex (ADP-forming). The transcript has 7 exons. NCBI's taxonomy places the organism in Eukaryota, Viridiplantae, Streptophyta, Lycopodiopsida, Selaginellales, Selaginellaceae. Gene Ontology annotation, molecular function: succinate-CoA ligase (GDP-forming) activity; succinate-CoA ligase (ADP-forming) activity. Bases 93 to 1076 code for a protein of 327 amino acids. The record is from RefSeq and is a predicted model, not a curated record.